Scleropages formosus (Asian bonytongue) is the source of this 19341-nucleotide messenger RNA. RefSeq names its product adhesion G protein-coupled receptor V1 (gene adgrv1). Gene Ontology annotation, cellular component: stereocilium; cytoplasm; membrane. The transcript has 90 exons. Gene Ontology annotation, molecular function: G-protein alpha-subunit binding; G protein-coupled receptor activity; adenylate cyclase inhibitor activity. Gene Ontology annotation, biological process: visual perception; G protein-coupled receptor signaling pathway; cell surface receptor signaling pathway. The coding region runs from base 471 to 19055 and encodes 6194 amino acids. Lineage: Eukaryota; Metazoa; Chordata; Actinopteri; Osteoglossiformes; Osteoglossidae. The record is from RefSeq and is a predicted model, not a curated record.
GGACCCGCUGUACAGUAGCCGGACAGUGACGCGGCGGCACGAGACGCGUCGCAGGUCCCGUUCUCGAGCGCGAGCGCACUCAUUCGCGUGAGGUGGGCAGAAGAAGCUGGGUGAGCAGCGCCAGGCCGUGUUCCCCUCAGUCUCCGCACUAUAAUAGAGACUACAGGGAGCCCCGCUUGCGGGCAUUGUAUCCCAGCGCGUCCGCUCUGACGUGUUUUUUUUUUUUUUUUCUUUCCCAGCUUUUAUUUUAUAUAAAUAUAUAUAGGUAUAAACAGAGAAAAAAGUCUCUGAAAGCAGAGCGCACCACUACUAGGCGUGGGACCCGCGACGCGCCUGACAGGGAUGUGUAUGACAGAGAAGCGCGCGCUCUCCGCGGUUUAUUGAAGAGACUGAAGCAUCGAUGGUUUCUUCUGCAGCCGCGAUACCGCGUUAAUUCAGACCGCGUUUGUGACCGGAUUAAGGCGUCAGGAAUGCCCACUGUCUACACCUUAGCAGGGCUGUUUCUGGUGAUCUCCCUCCCGUGUUUCCAAGGUGACUCACAACUGAGGUUCCAGGGGCAAACAAACUUUGUGGUCAAUGAGAGCAGCCAAUCAGUGGUGCGUUUGGUGGUGGAGAGAACUGGUGAUCCAGUCAAUAUCACAGCGCUGGUGCUGUUGCAGGGAGAAAACACCAGAGACUUUGAAGCUACAACAGCAGCGGCAUUCCUACAGUCCUCGGAGACCAACAGGACAAUUUUCAUUGCUGUGCUUGACGAUGACCUACCUGAGGCGGACGAAACAUUUGUAUUCAACCUUCGGCUGCAGAGUUCAUCCAACGGUGUGACACUUGGGACCCCCAACAGUGCCACCAUUACCAUCCUAUCCAACGACAAUGCCUUUGGAGUCAUUUCUUUCAAUUCUUCCGCUUUGGUCACAGUGGAUGAACUCAGAGGCCAAAACCAGUAUGUGCCCCUCAUUUUGAUCAGAGAAAAGGGGACUUAUGGGACUGUAACUAUAAACUUUGAGAUUGUAUCUGGUCCAAAUCCUGCCAUUGAAGACCUCACUCCAGACAGAGGGAACAUUACCUUUUUACCUGGUUAUGCUGUUGUGGUCUACAGUAUCCUGAUACAGGAUGACCAGGUCCCAGAGGAUGAUGAGGUCUUUACUAUUCAGCUGACAAGUGUGCAUGGUGGGGCUCUUCUCAAUCCCAACCGCAGCAGCAUACAGAUCAAGAUCAACAGAAACGACAGCCCCCUCCGUUUCGCUCAGAGCACGCUGCUGGUGCCAGAGGCAGAUUUCAUUGUGAACAUCACAGUGACUCGAGGUCGGAAUGAGGACAAUCGGCAGAUUGGAUCUGACUCCACUGAGAUCUCCAUUGACUAUGCUGUCAUCAGUGGCAAUGGAACAGCUUGCGCAGUACUCUCCUCAGAUUUUGAGGACCUACAAGACAACCGUACCCUUGUGUUUCCGCCGCGUGUAUACGAGGCCCACCUCCGCUUCAGAAUCAUUGAUGACAGUUUGCCUGAGAUUGCCGAGUCCUUCCAGGUGGUUCUUCUUCAGCACACGCUCAGGGGAGAUGGAGUAUUGCUGACCCCCAGUGUAGCCCAGGUCACCAUUGAGCCCAAUGACAAGCCCUACGGGGUGCUGUCAAUCAACAGUGGACUUCUUUCUUACACUGUCAUUAUUAACGAGGAUGUAACCUCCAGGUUUGAAGGGAUCUCCGUUGUGAGGAAUGGUGGUACACACAGCAACGUCUCUGUGAACUGGAUGAUCACAAGGAAUAGCUCUGACCCAUCUCCGGUCUCUGCUGACCUGGCACCAGCUUCAGGAAUCCUUCGCUUCUCUCCUGGGCAAAUGUCUGUCACAUUAACUCUGAACAUCACUGCAGACGAGCUCCCUGAGGAGGCUGAGGCAUUCAUCUUCAGACUACUGCCCAUGUCUGCGCAGGGAGGAGCAGAGGUUGAUGAGCCCAUGGAGAUGCUGUUCUACAUCCAGGACAGCGACAAUGUGUAUGGCCUUUUUAGCUUCCACCCUGUCAGGGAGCAGAGCAUCCGGAGUGAGCUCACGAGGCGCUAUCUAUUCCUAAGUUUCCUGCGAGCAGGGGGCGCCCGAGGUGAUGUUCAGCUGAGCUUCACUGCCCUCUAUAUCCCCGCUGGACCUGUGGAUCCUGCUCGUGCCCGUGAUGGAGUAUUGAAUGGUACCCGCAGCAACAGGGUGCAAUUCUUGGAUGGUCAAUCCAUGGUGCAGCUCAUGUUGCCAAUCCGAAAUGAUGCAUUCCUCCAAAAUGGGGCACAUUUCUUUAUACAGUUGGACAGUGUGGAUCUGGUGAAUAUAAACCCACCAAUUCCUCCCAUCACCCCAAGGUUUCAGGGUGUCAUGAACAUUACCCUCUUGGUCACUUCUGACAUUGCUAAUGGGGAAAUUGGCUUCAUCAGUAACCAGACUAUUGUUGUGUAUGAGCCAGAAGUUGACAACAUCACCCUGGUUUCUCUUCCUCUGCGUCGCGAUGGGACAGAUGGGGAUGCUGAGGUGUUCUGGAGUCUGCGACCAGUAGGCUUCAACAGAGAGGACAUCACCCUUGGUGACCUGGAGCCCUUCGGUGGCUCCGUCACAUUUUUGUCGGGACAAAGUGAUUCUUUCAUUAACCUCAUCAUCAAAGCUGACAGUAUCCCCGAAGUUAACGAAACAGUUGUCAUCACUCUAGACAGGACCAAUGUGGAGAACCAAAUUCUAAAGACAGGGUUUACCAGCAGAGAAAUUGUCAUUAUUGAAAAUGAUGACCCUGGUGGAGUAUUCGAGUUUUCGUCACGGGCUCAAGGACCUUGGUUUAUCAAUGAGGGCCAGGCCAUAGAGCUCAGGGUGCUUCGGUCCCAGGGCUUGUUGUUAAAACAGUUUAUCCGUUAUGAGGUGAUUCCCAGUGGGAAUGUGGAAUUUUAUGGGGCCACAGGAAUCCUGGAAUUUAAUCCAGGAGAGAGAGAAGUGGUAGUUGCCCUUGUUGCCAUUCCUGAUGGGAUCCCUGAGCUGGAUGAGAUGUUCUCUGUGGUCCUCAGCAGCCACAGUACCCCUCCCAGCCGUCUGGGACCUGCCAGGGAGGUCAACAUCACUGUGCGUAGUAAUGAUGACCCUUUUGGCGUCAUUGAGUUCGUGCGCCCUGGGUUGACAGAAGCUAUCAGGGAAAGUAAAGGCCUUGACAAUUUUGCAGCCUCCUACCCUAUUGUGAGGAACAGGGGUGGGUUUGGAGAGGUAUCGGUUUUCUGGGUCCUAGAGCCACACCAGAAUGAAGAUGUAACUCCAGUACAGGGCUAUGUUGUCUUCAGAGAAAGAGAAUUCUCAAAAAACCUCACAGUCUUCUCUGUCUCCGAUGAGAUCCCAGAAGACACUGAAUUUUUCACCGUUUUACUUGUGAAUGUCACUGGAGGUGCAAGACUUGGGAAUUAUUUGAAUGCAAGCCUACAGAUCUAUAAAAAUGAUGAUCAAAUAAGUUUUGAAGAACCUUUUUCUAUCAGGGUAGACGAGGGUGGUGUGGUCAACUUCACUGUCAUAAGAGAUGGAUCAGCUGACUUUGUGGCCACAGUAAUGUAUCAGUUCACUCAUGGAGGGACAUCUUCGGGUGACUUCUUUCCCCAGGCUAAUAAUACAAUGCUGGUUUUCAGCAUGGAGGAAAGGAAGAAGGAAAUCUCAGUGGCUGUUAUAGAUGAUGACAUACCUGAAACAGAAGAAGCGUUUUAUAUAAUUUUGUACAAUGCUACAGGCGAUACAGUUGUAUAUGGCAACGACACAGCCACUGUGGUGAUUGAGGCCAAUGAUGAUGCCAAUGGAAUCUUCUCACUGGAACCAACUGAUAAAAAAGUGGAGGAAGGAAAAUCAAAUAGUUUCUACAUUUUGAGAGACCGAGGUCUCUUUGGCAACGUCACAGUUUUCUGGCAACUGUUUGUCAACAAGACAGCUUUGGAACCAGGCCAAGAAUUCAUCAACACAUCAGGAUCCAUCAUUUUCACCACUGCAGAAGCUGCAAAGCCCAUCAUCUUGCAAGCCAUUUCUGACAAAUUACCUGAAUUUAAUGAGGUCUACAUUCUCUGGCUUAUUAACAUAUCAGGUGGUCAACCUGGAGGAGGCGGCCAACUGGCUAAAACCAACCUUAAUGUGUCUGUUACCAUACCCUAUAAUGAUGACCCCUUUGGGGUUUUUGUUAUGGAUUAUCAGAGUCUGGAUCUGGAAGUGGCAGAGGAUCUGCUGUCAAAGAAUGACAUGUCGAACAUCGCCACAGUCACCAUCCUCCGACAGCAAGGCACCUUUGGUGUUGUGCGGGUUGGCUGGGAAAUCUUGUCAGAGGCAUUUCCCCUUGGCCUGCCACCCAUGAAUGAUCUCAUCCUGAUGGCGACCUUCCCCAGCGCUGUGCAGCUCAGGCCAGAUUUGAUGAGAAAUCACUCUGGAACAGACGCAUUGUAUUUCUCUGGGCACCAAGAAGCCUACGGAACCAUUGACCUUGAGGCUCAGCUGCAGCAGCCUCAGAAUCUGACCAACUUCACUUUCUCAGCAUGGCUGGUCCCAAGCCUCAACACCGAUGGAUUUAUUAUUUCAAAGGGGACGAUUAAUGGAACCCUUUUUUAUGGCAUUAAGAUUCAGAAUAAUGGGUCCCAUGUGACACUAAUGCUGUACUACAACGUUCUGGGUUCCAAUAUAACUCAAAUGGCCAAGUCAACAGCUGCUAAGUUUGUGAACGGUGAAAUUUGGUUGCACGUCAUCAUAACUGUGGAUGAUGGUAUUAUUGAGUUUUACCUGGAUGGAAACCCCAUUCCCGGUGGCAUUAAAAGUUUGAAAGGAGAGGCUAUCACUGACGGUGAAGCGCCGGUAUGGAUUGGCUCAGGCCCCGGGGGAACAGAGCGCUACAGGGGUCUGAUGCAGGAUGUGCGGCUCUACUCCAGUGGGCUGAACCGGGUGCAGAUUCGGGAACUUCACAGCCAGCCUGCUAAAACGGAUCUGCGCCGUGUGUCAGGGUACCUGGAGUAUCGGCAGGGCGAGAGGAACAAGAGCUUUGUGGUGGAGGUGAAGGAUGACAAAUACGAUGAAGGCGAAGAAAUUUUCUACCUGCAGCUCGUGUCAGCCUAUGGUGGGGCUCGGCUGCCUGACCCGCGGCCCACCACUAUGCUGCGGGUGCAAAAGAGUGAUAAUGCCAAUGGACUGUUUGGCUUCAGGGAGGCCUGCAUCCCAGAUACAUCUGAGGAGGGCUCCAUCAUCUCCUGUGUAGUGGAGCGUACUCAUGGAGAUCGGGACUAUGUGUAUGUAAAUUACACAGUGACACAGGUCAGUUCUGACAGCAUGUCCCUCGCAAGCUUCGACUUUGCCAACGCCAGCGGCACUGUGUUUUUUCCACCCGGCUGGCGCUCUGAGGCUUUGAACUUGCUGGUACUGGACGAUGACAUACCAGAGUUGGCUGAGAUGUUUCAGGUCAAACUGGUGUCAGCUGAAUCAGGCGAUGGAAAGCCAGGCUCCACCCCGACUAGUGGAGCCAGUGUUGACCCUGACUAUUCUGCUACCAUUGUCACCAUCAAAGCCAGUGACCACCCUCACGGUUUGCUGCAGUUCUGGACACAGUCUCUUCCAGAUGGAAUCAUUCGCCCAGCCACAGAGGAAGCCCAUGUGACUGUAAAGGAGGAAGACGGGAAAAUUCAUCUGCUUGUGGUUCGAGCCCAAGGCCUUCUGGGAAGGGUCAUGGUUGGAUACAGGACCGUGCCAUUGUCUGCAUUCAGCCAGAAGGACUAUGAGGACACAGAAGGUGUGCUGGAUUUCCUGCCUGGAGAACGGUGCAAGUCCAUCAGCGUGAGCAUUGUAGACAACUCUGUUCCAGAGCUGGAGAAGGUGUUCAGAGUGGAAUUGUACAAUCCUGAAGGAGGGGUUCAUCAGCUAAUUAGAAGUGAGGGCAGUGGCAGUGGUGAACUUGACGAUGGCUUCUUCCUUCCUUCCUUUCACCAGCGUGCCAGCCUGGGAGUUGCCUCCCGAAUUACAGUGACCAUAGCUGCCUCUGAUGAUGCCCACGGGGUGUUCCAGUUCAGUCCAGAUUCCCUCAUUGUCAACGGAACAGAACCAGAGGAAGGCCAUAAUUUGAUCACGUUGCAGGUGGUACGCACUUUUGGUGCUUUGUCCAGCAUUACCGUAUUUUGGGAAGUAGGUCCACGUGCUGAAGAAGACCUUGUGCACAUAACUGGAAAUGUAACAUUUUCUGUGGGCCAAACCAGCGCUAAUAUCAUACUCAAGGUCUCUGAAGAUGACACCCCUGAGCUAGACAAGAGACUGACUGUGACUCUUUCUAAUGUGUCUCAUGGCCGUCUGGGGAACCUGACUAAUGCCCAACUGACUGUACUUGCCAGUGAUGAUCCCUAUGGAGUGUUUGUGUUUUCAGAGCGAAGCAGGACAGUACGUGUGGCAGAGGGUAAUGUGCAUGUGACACUGACCAUUCAAAGAGAGAUGGGAUUGAUGGGACAAGCGAGAGUGACUUAUGCAACCUUGAAGGACACUGAUGCAUCUCCAUUUAGCACACCGGGUACUGGGAGGGGAAAUGAACAGACUGAUUUCGUACCUUUGACGGAUUCAGUGCUUUUUGGGGCCAGUCAGAGUGAAGCCAAUAUAACCCUUCAAGUGCUAGAUGAUGAUGAGCCAGAGAGAGCGGAAUCUAUCUUUGUGGAACUCACUAGUGUUUAUCUUGUUCAAGGAGCCCAAAACCGACCAGUCUUUAGCUCACCACGUCUUGGAUGGAGGAACAUUACAGUAGCUGAGGUCAUAGUUGAAGCCAGUGAUGCAGCUUUUGGAGUCCUGCAACUGUCGUCUCCAGCUGUAAGCGUGGCUGAGCACUACAUUGGUCCCAUUAUCAACGUCACACGGAUUGGAGGAAUCUUUGCUGAUGUGUCCGUCAAGUUUCGGGCAGUGCCAAUGACAGCAACAGUUGGGGAGGAUUACAGUGUGGCUUCUUCCGAUGUUGUUCUCCUCGAGGGAGAAACCAGCAAACCAGUUCCAAUCUACAUCAUCGAUGAUCAUGUUCCUGAGCUGGAGGAGACCUUCCGCAUUGAGCUUCUCAACCAGACCACUGGAGGUGCUCAGCUUGGGCAGCUCACACAGGCUGUCAUCACCAUCUUGCCUUCUGAUGACCCUUUUGGGGCUUUUGUUUUCCAGGUUACAUCCAUCACAACAGAAGAGCCAGAUUUUAACUCCACUGAGAUCAAAUUGCCCAUAAUACGAAAUGGUGGGACACUAGGUCAUGUGUCUGUCCAGUGGCAGGCCACUGUCAAUGGGAGGGCUGCUGUGGGUGAUAUCCAGCCUGUGGCAGGGGAGGUCAGAUUUGCUCCUGGAGAAACCACAAAGACCUUGAGGGUGGAGGUCUUACCGGAUGAUGUUCCAGAAAUUGCAGAGGUUAUCCUUGUGGAACUGACCGCUGCUACAAACGGAGGGAACAUUGGGUCACAAAGAGUUGUGAAUAUCAUUGUUCCCCCCAAUGAUAAUCCUUAUGGAACUGUUUUCUUCGAACAAUCUACAUACCGAGUUCAAGAACCUCUUGAGGGAGUCUACAUGGCAAACAUCACAGUGAGAAGAAGUGGAGGACACUUUGGACGUUUAGACAUCCAGUAUAGUACAUCGGAAAUCGAUGUCGUUGGCAUUGCCUUGGAAGCAGGAUGGAAUCUCCUUAUUUACUAUGACCCCCCAGUGAGGGCAGUCCAUUCUGUUGCCACCAUCAAGCCAGUUAACCUCACUGCACAGAGCAAUCCCUUAAACUUCUGCGCAGCAUUCUGUCUACGAGAGCCCAGCUGCCAAGCUUUUUCCUUUUCCAAUGUCUCAGGAAUGAUAUCCUGCAACUGGGUGACCACUGGUGCCAACCAGCUGACCAGCUCCUCCCAGGUCUUCACAUACCUCAGAAACAUCACGGCUGCGUCCUCUCUUCUCAGCUCCCGUGCCACUGCUGGGAGUGAUUACCUGCCAGUGACUGCACAGACAGCCACCAUGAUGGAUGGGUCAACAGUAGCCAACCUCACAGUGACAAUCCUGACAGACUCUCUCCCAGAGAUGGAUGAGAGCUUCAUGAUCCACAUUUUUAGGGUCAGCCUGGUCAACUUGACCACAGUACCGAGAAACCAGCCCUCCAUAGGACAGCCAGCCACAGCGAGAGUUACUAUUGGAAUGAAUGGGGAUGCAUUUGGAGUGUUCCUGCUCUACAGCCUCAGCCCAAAUGCUACGAAUAAUGGCCUGUAUCUGGAGGUGAGGGAGGAACCUCACAUGUCUGUGCUCUUGGUUGUUGAGAGAAGAGGGGGCAGCCUGGGCCAAGUGACAGUGGAGUGGAAGUUUGUCAGCGGCACCGCCACACCCAACGCAGAUUUCAUUGGAACUGGGGAAACUCUCAUUUUUGCAGAAGGUGACCUCAGAAAGAACAUAGAGAUCUUUAUUAGAGAUGACACAGAACCAGAAGACAAUGAGACCUUCAUGAUAGGCCUGGUGAAAACUGAGGGUGGCAGCCGCAUUCUUCCUAGCUCCGAUACUGUCUCUGUUGUGAUCCUUGCCAACGACCAUGUAGCUGGCCUGGUGGGUUUCCACACUACCUCACGUUCAGUCAUGGCUCAAGAAGGGGAAAUCCUCCGUCUGCUGGUGCUGAGAUCCCCCCCCGGGCAAGGAAAUGUCACUGUGGACUGGAGGAUCCAGGGCCCUCGUGUGUCACAGACCUUUGCCAACACAUCGGGGGUGCUCUUCUUCUCAGAGGGAACUUUGAAUGACACCUUAGUGCUGCAAUUACUGGAUGACCAAACUCCAGAGGACAGAGAAGAGUACAGAAUUAUCUUAUCAAACAUUCGCACUCAAGGUGUGACAGUAACAGGCCAUGCUGCUCUUGACACCCAGGGCAGUGAAGCACUGGUGAUAGUGGAAGCAAGCGAUGAACCCUAUGGAGUUCUGAGCAUCUCCCCAUCCUCCCUAAGGAUAUUCACUGAAGAGGGCAACGUCACCCUGAGAAUUUCCAUCAACCGGGAGCAAGGAGCAUCAGGGUCGGUGAACAUCACUUACGAAUCAGUGAAGGGCUCUCUACGGGACCUGACCCUGACAGAGAGUGCGUUGGCCGAGCCGGGCCAGGACUUCCUCCCGGCCUCAGGAUUUGUGCUCAUGCGUGAUGGACAGACCUCUGUGGCCAUCCCCAUUACCAUCUUAGAUGAUGAUAUCCCAGAGUUGCAAGAAUGUUUCCUUGUAAACAUUACAUCAGCAGUUCUAAUCUCUGCCCUUGCCUCUGCUCGUGCGUUAGACACACGGGGAUUGGUUGCUGAAGUAUGCAUUGGUGCCAGCGAUGGAGUUAGAGGAAUCAUUGAGUGGCAAAUAACAGAUUUUGAAGUCAAUGAGACACAGGGAGUGCUCACACUGGUGGCUUACAGAAAUGGUGGAACAUAUGGGAAUGUCUCCCUCUUCUUCUACGCCCAGAAUUUGGAAGCACAGCUUGGAUUAGAUUAUAAUGCCACAUCAUCGAUUCUCCAUUUUGCUAGUGGAGAGAGGCACAAGUUCAUCGAUGUGCAGAUCUUUGAUGAUAACAUACCUGAGGGUGAUGAGAAGUUCCAGCUUAUUCUUGCCAAUCCCUCAUUUGGACUGCAGCUUGGACGUAACACUACAGCCACAGUGCUUAUCCUGACCAAUGAUGACGGCCAUGGUGUAAUCUCCUUCAAUAAUAGCCAGCAUUUUCUUCUGGAGGAGCCCACUUCCUUAGGCUUGGGCCAAAGCAUGGCCAUGUUGUAUGUCGUCCGUGAGCCCCCACAGGGCAUAUUUGGCACAGUCAGUGUCCAGUUUCUUAUCACCGAUGUUAAUGGAUCCCUCUCUGCUGGUGACCUGAUGCCCGGUCAGGGUUUUGUAGUCCUUGAGGAUGGAGUACGAUUCAAGACACUUAGGAUCUGGGCUGUGCUGGAUGAAGAGCCAGAAAUGAAUGAGACAUUUACAGUGACCCUGUUCAAUCCCACGGGAGGGGCAAGGCUUGGGGAUUCCUUACAGACAACCAUCACUAUAUUGCAAAAUCAGGCCCCCCUUGGCCUUUUUCGGAUCUUCCCCACCCACAACAGGACCGACUCCAUUGCUGUUGAGGAAGAGAGCAAAGCUGUGUUUCUGACUGUGUCUCGGAGUAAUGGCUUGGAGACUGCAGUCAGCGUGGAGUGGGAGUCUCAGUCAGACACUGCUUUUGGCCUCACGGGAGAUAUCCCAGUUCUUGCUGUGUAUCAGAGCUUCACUGAGAAACCCACCUCCAGCUGGUGUGCCCUGCCCUAUGAAAAUGUUCCUCUUGUCCUGAGGCUGGGGAAGGCCUCUGCUGGCACUCCCUCCCAUACCCUGGCCACACUCUAUAGGUGGCAAGGAGUCUUUGUACCACUGCAGUCUGUCAGAAUUCAAGACCCAAGACGCUGUAUGGGAUUUUUCAUGAAGAAUCUGACCUAUGCGGUUGUCACUUAUGGGGGCUACCCUGGCUCCAACACUGCGAAUGCCAGCUUGUUUAGCGUGCAACCAGACUUGAACCUUACUCUGGAGCAGACACUGGUUGUUCAAGGUCAUGAAGUCAAAUUCUUCUCAGUGGAAAAUAAAAAUUAUUUAAUAGCCUCAAGUCAGGUUUUGGUUUGGGAUGGCAGCAGAUUUGUUCUUCAUCAGUCCCUGAAUCUGCAGGAGGUGCUGAGCUUUUCCUUGUUCUCUCGUGGGAAUGCCUUGUAUCUGGCAUUCGCCAUAAGGAGAAUGAAUGACAGCUGUGUUCUGUACCAGUGGAGCAGUGGAGAGUUUCAGAAUCCACAACCUCUUACCAUCAACAGCAGAGCUAAACAAGUGGAGAGCUUUCAAACUGGGGCUGAUAUCUUCCUACUCAUUGUUACAGAAGCUGGACCCAGUUCCACAUGCGAAGUGUUUGUAUGGGGCUCCCAGCAACCCUUCUUCCAGCAUUUCCAGUCCAUCCCCUUUCCAGGCCUGUUGUUGUCUGCCCUCAGUUUCACUCCACCCUCAGGGAUCACUCAUCUCCUGCUGGCUGGCAGCAACACCUCCAGUUUGCUCUUAUGGAAGUCUGAGAUCAACCAGUUCUCCAUAGUGCUGCAAUCCCCUCCUGCCCAGACAUUCGUCUUUUUUCCUGUUCUACAACUCAAUGUAACAAGGAGCCUGCUUAUAGCCACUGGUGACUCAGAGUCCACUAUAUAUGAGCUGAUAUCCAUCUCAAACCAAUCUGACUUCAUACCAAGUUCAGGCGAACUGCAUUUCCAGCCAGGUGACAGUGAAUUGACAAUUGCAGUGAAUAUCAUAGAUGACAAUAUCCCAGAGGACAAGGAAUCUUUCCAAGUGAUCCUUAAAAAUCCUAAAGGAGGGGCAGAAAUUGGCUUCAAUGGUCAAGUGACCAUCGUCAUUCUGUCCAAUGAUGAUGCUCAUGGAAUAAUAGGCUUUGCACAGAACUCAUUUUAUAUGGAAGUUGAUGAACUAGAAGAGGAUAACCUCAUCUCCCUUAGGAUAGAGAGGAUGAAAGGCACUUUUGGGAGACUGAUAGUGCACUGGGUUGCCAAUGGAAGUAUAGAUGAUAUUUUCCCCACAUAUGGAGAGGUGACUUUCAGGGAGAGCCAAGCUAUGGCUACACUAAUGCUGACAGUGCUGGCUGACACAAUUCCAGAGCUGGCAGAGAAGGUGACCAUCACCCUCACAAAUGUCACCACAGUGGGAGCAGAGAACAUCUCAAAAGGAGCUGCCAUCAACCCACAGCACGUCCAUGCACUGAUUGUCAUCCAACCUAACGGCUCCCCAUACGGCGUGUUUGGGUGGCACUCAGAAUCCCUGCACAUUUUCACAGAGGAGCCAGAAGGAAGGCCAAACAGCAUCAUGCUUAAAAUUAUCAGGGAGCAGGGCUUUGUUGGGGACGUGGCUGUUCACUUCAGGACCGGACCUUCCAUGACGGAGUCAUCUGCCACAGCAAAUGAAGACUACGUGGCAAAAGAUGAAAUGGUGAUAAUGAAGGAAAAUAUUACGGACACCUCCAUCACUAUUACCAUUCUGCCUGAUGAUGUCCCUGAGCUGGCUGAGAAAUUCCUGGUCAACAUCACUGAUGUGAUGUUCACUGGGAUUGCUCAAGGGGGAGGUCAACCAAGUGUGAAAAGGGUGGACAUGGAGGUUGCAGAGGUCACUAUUCAGGAGAAUGAUGAUCCUAGAGGUGUCAUCCAGUUCAAUGUCACCAAGGAUGUAUCAGGUGCUGUGCAAGCAUAUGAGGUUCCUCCACCAGGAAAUCUCCUCCAGCUUUCUGUUGUGCGGUUGGCUGGAAAGAUUGGAAGAUUGGUUGUAUUUUGGGAGGCUCAUCCUGUCGUUUCUAGCUUUGACGACUUUACACCUCUUUUUGGAAACAUCACCUUUCAAGAUGGACAGGGAGCAAGUAUUAUUGAGCUCAUCAUUACUGAUGAUAAUGUGGUGGAGUUUCUGGAGACAUUCAGUGUUACGCUAACUCAAGUGACGGGUGGCGCCAGACUGGGAAAGGAAUCCUCUGUGACUGUCAGCAUUGCUGCCAAUGACUCUCCACUUGGACUCUUUGGAUUCCAGGAACAUACAGUAACUGUUAUGGAGCCCCAAUUCAUGAGUGACCCUGCUGCCAUGGUGACCUUGACUGUUGUUCGGAGCCCAGGAGGCCUGGGAGUGGUGCACCUAGUGUGGCUGUUGGAGGACAGUGCUAAGGAUGACUUGAGGCCUUUGAAUGGCACUCUGCUCUUCAAUGAGACUGAGUCAAAGAAGGUGGUGGUGAUAUAUGCUCUGGCAGAUGCUGUACUUGAGGGGGAUGAGAGAUUCACAGUCCAGCUCCUGUCCACUCAGAACGAUGGUGUUGUUGAUCCUACUAAAGCUGUGGCCACUGUUGUGAUCCUGGGAGACCGUGGAGCUUUUGGAACGGUCAGCAUUGCAGAAACCUCUCGUCAUGUCCUUAUUGGAGAACCACAGGGAAGUUACAAUGGAACUGCAUUGAUCAGUCUUGUGCGAGGUCCUGGCAUCUUUGGCGAGAUCAUGGUCUAUUGGAACAUCAGUCCUGUUGUGUACUCAGAAUUCGAGGAAACUGCUGGGGUGGUGAUCAUGAGAGACAAACAGUCUGCUGCCACCAUCAGGCUGAAGGUUCUGGAUGAUGAUGUCCCUGAAGAACGGCGUGUUUAUCAACUGUUUCUGAGUGCAGUCAGCCCUGGAGCAGAGAUCAACCCAACUGGUCAGCAGGCAAAUCUCACAGUGGCAGCCAGUGACUUCCCCUAUGGUGUUUUCUCCUUCACUCAAGAGCUGCUGCAAACCUCUGAGGAGGAGAGGAUGGUUAAUGUCACAGUGAUGCGUUCCAGGGGCUUGUUUGGGAAUGUGUUGCUGUCUUACCAGACUGUCAGCAGCACUGCCCUCAGUGGCUCAGACUUCGUUCCAGCCACAGGAAACGUGCUCUUUAUACCAGGGGUAGCACUGCACAGUAUUGCUCUAGAAAUUCUUGAUGACAACCACCCAGAAGGUCCAGAGGUGUUCUUUGUUAACAUCACAUGGGUAGAGCUUCUCAAUGACAGUAACUGGGACUUUGCAGUAAGGGAGCAGGGGCUCCAGCCUGACCAGCCCCCAGCUGUUGGGAAUACCUCCUCUAUUACGGUUGUCAUACAGAAAAAUGAUAAUGCAGAGGGCAUUGUGGAGUUUGACCCAAGCUACGUCAACAUUACUGUGGAAGAGAAUGUAGGUACUAUCUUUAUCCCUGUAUUGAGAAGAGGAGGCUCUUAUGGUCAAAUCAUAGUGGAGUUCAUCUCCCAGGACCUUACUGCACUGGCCAACAUUGACUACAUCUUCCCCAAUGACUCUCUUACCUUCAAUCAUGGGCAAAACCUCUCCUAUAUUAAUGUAUCUAUUGUGGAUGACCUAGACAGGGAAUAUAGUGAGAUGUUUGAGAUCCAGCUUUCUGGAGCCACAGGGGGCGCCAUACUUGGGACUCAUUUGGUAGCUAGGAUAACAAUUGCAAAGAGUGACUCUCCAAACGGAGUCAUUCGCUUUCUCAACGAGAGCAUGCUGACCAUUGAAAACCCCAACAGCACUCUAAGGUUGAUGCUGGUUCUUGAGAGGACAGGAGGACUGGUGGGCGAAGCCACAAUAAAAUGGAACAUUCUAGGUCCCAAUUCCAAUGAGGUUUUGUCACCAGUAAACACAGACAUUGGUGAACCUGUGAAUGGAUCGUUCCAUUUCAGAGAUGGUGAAGGGGGCGUUCGCAGUAUUGACCUGCGGAUUUUACCCCAUGGAGAGGUAGAAGUUAAAGAAACUUUUAUUAUCAUGCUCAGCCUAUUGUCUGGAGAAACAGACAUUGAUCCUCAGGCAGGCAGUGUCAUUCUUACGAUCAAUAAGUAUGGAGAUCCAAAUGGCAUAGUACACUUUACCCCAGAGGGCCUGAUAGAGCGAACAUACAGUGAACCCAGUGAUGCUGAAGGCCCCCUAAACAUUUCCCUUUUAAUCACACGCAGUGAAGGGGUCAUGGGCAAUAUCACAGUGUUUUGGGAAAUCCUAAGUGAAUCUGACACCACUGGGGACUUUUACUCUCUCCGGGGCUCUGUGGUGAUCCUAGAUGGUGAGAGGUUAGCAGAAGUGCUGGUCAGCCUCCUUCCAGACAGUGUGCCGGAGCUAGAGGAAGUGUACGCAGUCCGUUUGAGCUCAGUGGUUGGGGGAGCUGAGCUCGAUACAAACAGAAGUAGUACUCGGAUUAGGGUUCGAGCUAAUGAUGAGCCCUAUGGAGUCUUCGCCCUCUACUCAGAGUUCCAGGCCAUAGAGGUCAGUGACAGCAACUACAGUCGUCAGUUUGCCCUCAGCGUAACACGGCAUGCUGGGACUUUCGGUAAUGUCACAGUGGAGUACAAGAUUGCUGGCAGCCUCUUGGACCCAGUGGUGGGAAGUGUGCUAGUGAGGGAUGGAGCCAACUUUGCCAGCAUCACAGUGCCAAUAAGUAGUCAGGUUUUCUUUGCUCCAGGCAUCAACUUCACUGUUGAGCUCAGAGAUGUAUAUCUCAGUGGACCUGUGUUUGGCUCAGCUCCGCGAAUACUUGUGGAGUCUCAGAGAGCUACUGUAACUGUACCUGAGGAAGUGGCCAAUUCUGAGGUUGGAUUUGAGUCAGUAGCUGUACAGAUCUCUAAUUUUGCAACCGGCCGCUGUGAGGUGCUACUGUCCAGGACAGGGCUGUACGGUGACGUGGAUGUGGAGUGGAGCGCUGGGUACCCUCCUGGUCAGCUCCCGCUGGACUUAAAACUAGGUGCCAUCAUACCUGCCUCAGGGACAGUUAGACUGGCUAAAGGUGAGAAAAGCGGGAUGCUGUCUCUCAGGGCUGUGUCAAACAUGUCUGACCUUGCAGCCUAUGCUGUGCACCUCACUAAGGCACACGCUGCGGUUUCUGGAGGGGCUCGACUCAGGACUGGCUUCACUGUGGCUGAGAUCGAGCCACUGGGAGCGUACCAGUUCGCUGCAGAGUCCCGGCAGCUGGUGAUUGAGGAGGAUAUGCAGACUAUCACCCUGUACGUGCAGCGCCUGUUUGGCUUCCGCAGCAACCGAACCCGGGUGACUUAUGAGACAUGGGCUGGCAGUGCCAAAGCUGGGGAAGAUUUUGUGCCAGUGCAGGAUGGGGAGCUGUUGUUCCUGAACCAUGAGACACGUGCUGCUAUCCGAUUGUCUGUACUGAACGAUGAAUUAACUGAGCCCAAUGAAACCUUUUAUGUGAACCUGACUAGUGCUCAGGUACUGAGUGGCAGCCCGCUUUCAGCUCAGGCCCAGCCCAGGCUUGUCCCUGGAUUCACCAUCGCCUCUGUUACAAUCCUGGCCAACGACAUCAAGAACGGUCUCCUGAGUCUCAGGCCAGCAUUUGUGCAUGUUCCAGAAGACCCAUCCAAUGGCACACAACAUCACAGUGUGUCCCUGAGGGUCCAGAGGUCUGUUGGAACCACAGGGACAGUGAAGGUCAGAGUGAGAGCCUAUGGAGCCAGGAGCGCCGCAGAUGGCUUGGAUGGCACCCCUUUCGUCCUAGAACCAUACACCAUGUGGGCCCUGGAAGAGGAGGACUUCAAAUUAGAGUCUACUAUGGUGUCACUACAGGAGGGCCAGGACAUGGCAGAGGUCAUCCUAAUCAUUCUUGAUGACCUUGAACCAGAGGGGCAGGAGGUCUUUUUCAUCUAUCUUUCUGAACCUGAGGGAGGUGCACAGAUUGUUGGGGCAAUUGAUGAGCAAGGGUUCACAUACUAUGCCAAAAUUAUUAUUCAAGGAAGUGAUUUUCAGAAUGGCAUCGUGGGUUUUGCUGUGGAUUCACAGAGUGGGGUGGCUCUGGAUGAGGACUCAGAGAAUAGAACUGCCCUGCUUGUCCUUCAGAGACAAGAGAAUAGGGCCUUUGAGGAUGUGGUGAUACUUUGGCGUGUUACUUUCAACAAAGCCACUCCAUCCUUAAUAAGCAAUGGCAUUAACCUCACCAGAGAGCUACUCAACACAUCAGGAAUGGUGAUUUGCAGAAAGGGAGAGGUGUUGUGUGUCUUCAGUUUGGAAAUCCGCCAUGACCAGGAGCCAGAGUACCAGUCAUGGUUUUUGGUGGAGAUAUAUGAGGUGAGCUUAGGGGCAGCCAUCAAUGAGAGUGCCCGCUUCGCUAACAUAACCGUGCUGGAGAGUGACGACCCCCGGGGGCUGGUGUUUUUCGCUGUGGGGUCCCGACUGCCAGUCGCUGAUAAGAAAACCACACGACUCAGCCUGCAGGUUUACAGAGAUGCCAGUACUUCCUCUGCCAUCUCUGUGCGCUAUCGUUUACAGGAGCUUCGGGGGGCAGAGGCUGUGGGACCUACUCUGAUAUGGCCUGCUGUGGCUGGCAUGGAUUUUGAGAUGGCAGAGGGGGUGUUGACUUUUGAGGUUGGGCAAAGAAGUGCUGGCCUAGACAUUGUGCUCACUCCUGACUUGGCCUCAUCCAACCGCCUGCCAAAGCGCUUCCAGGUGCUGCUGGUAGAGGCAACAGGGGGUGCCAGGGUGCACCCCCAGUUUGGAGUUGCCAACGUGACAGUGGUGUCAGACUCUGCCACACAGGCCGUAUGGGGGCUACUGGAUCAACUUCAGCAACCACUGGAUGGGAGCAUCAUUGACCGUGUGUUGCAGGAUUUGACCCAAAAGGUCACUUUUGAGGUCACCCAGGAGCAGCUGACUGCUGUGCUGGACGGGAUGAGCAAGGUGCUGAAGGAGGCAGAGCAAACUCCAUUGACAAACAGCAGCAGGGGGCUGACCUACAACCUCCUGUGUUCCAUGGCCAACCCCAGCCGACUGGACACACGUGGCCUGAGUCACCUGGCUGAAGUAGCAGAACGCUUUGCUUUCUCCCUCCUCACAGACAUUGAAUGCGGGUCACAGGGUCAGAGGGGUAGGACCAUUUGGGACAGCUGCCCAUACAUCACCAUCUCAGCCUUUCACUGGUACCCUACUCAGAUAAAUGGGCACACCUUUCAAGGAAGUAACUUGGACUUCUUUCGGCUCCCGGGGUCUCUGCUGAAGGUGCCAGCCUUGCCCCCUGACCGCAUCGCUCAAUCUGCAUGCCAAAGAGUGCAGUUCACCCAGUACAGCACUGAGCACUGGUUCCUCACCAAUCGCAGCAAGAGUAUGGCACUCAGCAACAGGGUGUUUUCUGUUAGCCUCCAAGGCCGUGGAUCGCACACUAUCCCACACAACGGCACAGUGGUUUAUCGCAUCCACUCCCCCAAUCGUCGUGUGAAACCCGGCCGGUCUCUAUGCCUUCUGUGGAACCAGGCCACUGAAAGCUGGCUGAAAAAUGACUGCUGGGUAGAGGAUGACGGCCGGAACUUUGUUGAAUGUGCUUGCUCGCACCUUUCCAUUUACACGGCCUUUGCAGAGACCAGUGCUCUCUCCUCCUACAGUGAGGCCUUCUACACAGCUGGGUUUAUUUGCAUCUCAGGGUUCAUGCUGGCCAUCCUCUCCAAUGUGCUGUGCUCCAGAUUCUCUAUGUUUGCAGCCAAGCUCUUAACACACAUGAUGGUGGCCUGUCUUGGGACACAGAUUUGCUACCUGGUUUCGGCCUUCCAAGGUCGCCUCCUCUCCGACGAGAGCUGCUCUGCACUCGCACUCUUCUCCCACUACUUUCACCUGAGUCAGUUCAGUUGGAUGCUAAUUCAGGCAGUCAACUUCUGGCAGGUGCUGGUAAUGAACGACGAGCACACAGAGCGACGCUACCUCCUCUACUUCUUGCUCAGUUGGGGUAUGCCUGCCUUAGUGAUUGUGGUCCUGGUCAUCGUCCUGCUCGGGGGUUAUGACUGGAACAUCCAUCGAAUCUACGGGCUGGUGCAUCAAGAUGUGUGUUUCAUCCCAAACGUCUAUGUGGCCUUCUGCACCGCAGCCCUCGUGCCGUUGAUCUGUCUGGUGGGCGUGUCCGUGGUGUUCAUUCACGCCUAUCAGGUCACCCAGCAGUGGAAAGCCUAUGAUGAUGUCUUCAGAGGGCGAACCAACAGUACGGAGGUCCCAAAGGUGCUGAUGCUCUUUGCCCUAGUAUCCUUGGUUUGGCUCUGGGGUGGACUCCACAUGGCCUACGGACACCUGUGGAUGCUCAUGCUAUAUGUCAUCUUCAGCUGCCUUCUGGGCUUCUAUGUGUUUGUAGUUUACUUUGUCAUGCACAACCAGCUGUGCUGGCCACUAAAGGCCAGUUACACUGUGGAUAUGAACGGCCAUGGCAGUCCAGACUCCACCUUCCAGGGCAGCGGCACGCACACAGUGGGUGGAGAAAUCAGCAAAUCCACACAGAACCUUAUCAGCGCCAUGGAGGAGGUCUCUGCAGACUGGGAGAGGGCAUCCCUUAGGCCGAGCAGCCAACCCAGCAGCUUGUUCAAGCAGGGACCCCAAAAUGGCACAGCUUAUACCACCCAGGGGGGGUUUGUCAAUACAAACCUAGUGAAUGAUGAGGAGUCCCAAGAAUUCGAUGAUCUCAUAUUUGCCUUGAAGACUGGAUCCGCCCUUAACGUCAGUGACACAGAGUCGAUACAUGGGAGUCAAGACGGUGGGAGCGUCGCCAACUCCCAGAUCGUAGAGCUUAGAAGAAUCCCUAUUGCAGACACGCAUCUCUAACCUCUGGUGUUUUUGUACUGAGAAAAAAAAAAAUCUGUAUUUUUGUACUUUUACUGCUUUUGCACUAAAAUACACUAUUGGAUAGCAGAGUUUUUCUCAUUAGUUAUUUGAUACCAUGGAACUUCUUGUUCGAUUUCUGCUGAUGUAAGUGUAUGUAUAUACAUGCACAUUUUUAAUUAUACUUAUCUUUACUGGAUGUAAAUAUUUUGUAGAAUUUAUAGAAUACAGGCAGCACUCUUUAUUUAGUGCUGCUUGGUUGCUGUAACAUCAUUAAUAAAUAAUUCAA